Molecule: messenger RNA, 1973 nt
Organism: Scatophagus argus
Lineage: Eukaryota; Metazoa; Chordata; Actinopteri; Scatophagidae
Gene: coq2
Product: coenzyme Q2 4-hydroxybenzoate polyprenyltransferase
Exons: 8
Coding region: 125-1303 (392 amino acids)
Biological process (GO): ubiquinone biosynthetic process
Cellular component (GO): mitochondrial inner membrane
Source: RefSeq, a predicted model, not a curated record
CACAUAUUGGGCGUACCAUAACAGGAAAGCAGAGCCACCCGUCAAAUGACUUCUCUUCUUUAAAAUGUGACGUUUUCUGUGGGGGGAAAAAAGGAUAAUGUCAGCCUGACCUCAGAGAAACACCAUGCUCCCCACCAAGCUGACCAGCCGGCUACCUCUAACUGCCCUGAGGAGGAUUCAUCAUGGAACCUUUUACUCCUGUGUUUCCUCCCUGUCAAACUGCUUUCUCAACACGGAAGGAGGAGGGACUAGAGAUGGUUUCCAGCCAAAUUCCAAUAUGCUAAGAAGAGUGUUUUACAGCCCGAGUGCAAUCCGCCCAUCUCUUGGACUUCUUGAAACACACUACUAUGGGAGAAGGUCAUUCACUUUGUCAGCUGCUACAAUUGUGAAUUCAGCACCAGCGCCUGUAAGGCCAUACCUGCGACUGAUGAGAUUGGAUAAGCCUAUUGGGACAUGGCUGCUGUACCUCCCAUGUACGUGGAGCAUAGCCCUGGCUUCCGACCCAGGAUGCCUCCCACAUCUGGGCAUGCUCACCCUGUUUGGUACAGGUGCUCUGCUGAUGAGAGGAGCAGGCUGCACCAUUAAUGACAUGUGGGAUAAAGACUUUGACAAAAAGGUGACAAGGACAGCCACUCGACCCAUUGCGUCAGGAGAGAUUUCUCGGAUGCAGGCACUCGUGUUCCUAGGGGGCCAGCUCUCUCUGGCGCUUGGGGUUCUCUUGUGCCUCAACUACUACAGCAUAGCGUUGGGUGCUGCUUCCUUGUCUCUUGUCAUCACCUACCCACUGAUGAAGAGGAUCACUUACUGGCCGCAGUUUGUCUUGGGCCUUACUUUCAACUGGGGAGCGCUGCUCGGCUGGUCCGCUGUCAAGGGCUCCUGUGAUUGGUCCGUGUGCCUUCCGCUGUAUUUCUCAGGAGUGAUGUGGACACUGAUAUAUGACACAAUCUAUGCACAUCAGGAUAAGGAGGACGACGUCAAGAUAGGAGUCAAAUCUACUGCACUGAGGUUCCAGGAACAAACCAAGCCUUGGCUGAGUGGCUUCACAGUGGCCAUGAUGUCGGGUCUGGUUGCAGCUGGGAUCAGUGCUGAACAGACUCUCCCUUACUAUGCAGUACUGUCCACAGUGGCCAUUCACCUAACACAUCAGAUUUACACACUGGACAUGAACAAACCAGAGGACUGCUGGAAGAAAUUUGCCUCAAACAGAAACCUUGGACUGUUGUUAUUUUUAGGCAUAGUUGCUGGCAAUUUGUGGAAAGAAAGAAGAGAGACUUUGUUGCAAAAUGAGGAGGCCUUCCGAUAAGCGAGAUAAUCAGUCAAAAGGUUCUUCUCGGAUGCUCUCUCAAAUGGUGUACUUGGUAGGCUGUGUGAUUUUAACACACCCAAGAAUGACUUUUGCUCACACAUGUUUUUACAUUUGUUGAUUUAAUUAAAUUGAUAAAUAAUGUAGCUUUAUUGGUAUUUACUGGUCUUUUAAGGUUCAUUUUUGUCCAUCAACCAUUGAGAAAAUAUCUGGGUCAUAAGGACAGGAUUUGUUAUUUCCUGUUAUUAAAUGCACCAGGUGAAGCACUUCUGGGAAACAUAGUUGGUUGCUGAGAUCAUUAGAUACGCUUUGGUUUGGCGAGCCGCCAACUCAAGUCUGUAAUCAAAGUCCUGGGAAUGAGACUCAGCAAUCGGCUCUAUUUUUCCGCCGAUAAUGUUCCAAAAACAAGAAAAUAAAACACGUCUAAGUGUUGCCUAAGAGGAGUUACAUUUUUGUAUGAACCUGAAACACUGUUUUUAUGCAAAUUCUGAAUAGCAACUUUCUUCAUGAGACUCUUGUUUACUGCAGCUCCCUGCAGCUCCCAGGCAGGGAGUGUACACUUGGCACACUUAAGCUGGUUUGCAUGAAACUGCUUGUUUAAUAUGAGCAUGCAGAGAGUGGUCACGCCUACUCAUGCAGUAUGUAGGUUGGGCAAUCAAAGUAAAAUGCU